This is a messenger RNA of Vicia faba (fava bean), 585 nucleotides long. Lineage: Eukaryota; Viridiplantae; Streptophyta; Magnoliopsida; Fabales; Fabaceae. The record is from the annotation of a GenBank genome assembly.
AUGAGUCGGGCAUGUCAUCAUCAUGAUGGUCUAGUUCGAAUUACUCUUGGAACAGGAGAGGUCGAAAGUUACAUUGUAGAUAUUGUAAAACCAUCUGCAAUAGACUUUGAUAACCUUGAUGCAAAUGAGGGAAUUGUUUUGGAUGCAAGGUUGUUAGAGGAUGCAUAUGGUCUUGCCAAGUUAUUUGACAUUGUGUUGGAUAACUCUGUGCAAGAGAAAUUGGGCCAUGAGGGAGUUCAUAUUAACAAGGGAGAUGCAAAUGUGAGAUCCAACGUCAAACAAUGCCUUUGUAAGGUUGCAUAUGGUUAUUUCACAACAUCUGUGAAGGUGUUGGGUUCAUCUGGUGUAGCCCCUAUAAUGCAUGCACAUACUAUGAAGGCUUUAGAGGCUAAACACCCAUACAAACCACCUCCCUCCAUGGCAACCACAUUGUUCUCCGAAGCUCCUCUAGUGGUUGAAGUUUAUAUAGUUUUAAGGUGCAUUAAGUCAUUCCCCAAAGGGACUUCAUGUGGUAGAGAUGGUUUACAAGCUCAAUAUUUAUUGGACACAAUGGAGAAGGUUCUGCUAUGUCUAGAUAUCUCUUAA